Myotis davidii is the source of this 1248-nucleotide messenger RNA. It is a transcript of the gene APLF, whose product is annotated as aprataxin and PNKP like factor. NCBI's taxonomy places the organism in Eukaryota, Metazoa, Chordata, Mammalia, Chiroptera, Vespertilionidae. Gene Ontology annotation, molecular function: DNA-(apurinic or apyrimidinic site) endonuclease activity; protein binding; 3'-5' exonuclease activity. The record is from RefSeq and is a predicted model, not a curated record. The transcript has 9 exons. Gene Ontology annotation, biological process: double-strand break repair. The coding region runs from base 1 to 1248 and encodes 415 amino acids. Gene Ontology annotation, cellular component: nucleus; site of double-strand break.
AUGACAAAGAUAACAGACAAGAGAGUGUCCAGAAGACAUGCGAUUCUUGAGGUGGUGGGCGGUCAGCUUCGAAUCAAACCGAUUCACACAAGUCCAUGUUUUUAUCAGUCUUCUGAAAAGAGCCAGCUCUUACCAUUGAAGACAAAUCUAUGGCACUGGUUGAACCCUGGAGAUAGUUUUUCUUUGUUUGUUGACAAAUACAUUUUCCGUGUUUUCUCUACGUAUUCUGAAACAGAAUUGGGCUGUACUUUAAGAAAUAGUCAAAUGCUUGAUGAAGAUGAAAUAUUGAACGAAACACCAGAAUCAUCCUUGGUUAAUUUGCCUGAUGAGACGACUGGUGCCCCACAGCUGGAAGGAAGCACAGGACUAACAACGACCCAGACUUCUACUACAGAUAGUGUGUCUUUCGCAGGUGAAUGCUCAGGCAUCAGUAAGCAGCAGUCCAACCCCGCCCAGAGGAAGAGAAUCCUUCCAGCGUGGAUGUUAACAGAUCUGGGUGAUCAAAACCUCCCAGCACCAGUGACCAGUGGAAAUAAUGUAAGCCAGAAAAGUGGAAGAGAAGGAAUCUGCAAAAAUAAAACCCAAGAAAACAUAACACAGCAAGGAAGAAAGCGAUUGAUUUCACCAAGAAGCUCACAAAGUACAUCUGCAGAGCAAGACACAGGAAAAAAGUGCAGAAAUGUUGAUCAGGAAGAGUCUGUCAUUUCAUCCAAGGAAAUACCACAAUCAGUUCCUACAGUCACAUUAAGUAACACAGAUGUGAGAAAUAAGAAGACUAAUGCACUGAGAAAUGAAAUCCCAACAGAGGAACUUGGUAAGGUUUCUGAAGAUGAAAUCAUCACUAAAGGAACACAAAAUAAAGAAGAGACAGUGAGCUGUUCUGAGAAUUGUUCGAGUGCCCAAGGCAAGUCUUCCCAUGGGGAAUCUCAAGGAUCUUGUCCUGGGCCUAGCUCUGAUCCCUCCAACCCUGCAACUCUGCAUGCAAAAGCAGCUGAUCCAGCUCUACAAGGUUCUGAAGAAAACAAGGUCAAGAGAACAUCCUGCAUUUAUGGGGCAAACUGCUACAGGAAGAAUCCUGUCCAUUUCCAACAUUUCAGUCACCCUGGUGAUAGUGAUUAUGGAGGCGUACAAGUCAUGUGUCAAGAUCUAGCUGAUGACCGGCCUGAAUGCCCUUAUGGAGAAUCUUGUUAUAGGAAGAAUCCUCAGCACAAGAUAGAAUAUAGACAUAGUACACUUCCAAGUAAGUAA